Sycon ciliatum is the source of this 750-nucleotide messenger RNA. RefSeq names its product methionine aminopeptidase-like. Gene Ontology annotation, cellular component: cytosol. NCBI's taxonomy places the organism in Eukaryota, Metazoa, Porifera, Calcarea, Leucosolenida, Sycettidae. The record is from RefSeq and is a predicted model, not a curated record. Gene Ontology annotation, molecular function: metalloaminopeptidase activity. Gene Ontology annotation, biological process: proteolysis.
AUGAUACAUCUAAAGACUGAUAAAGAGAUCUACGAGAUGCGCAAAGCUGGUGAGCUUACCUAUCAGCUGUUAGAUUUAGUAGGUCAAAUGAUAAAACCUGGAGUAUCUACUCUUGAAAUAGAUAAGAUGGUUCAUGGUGAGAUACUUAACUCAAACGCCUUUCCUGGUACCCUCGGUUACAGAGGAUUUAAGCACUCCUGCUGCACAUCCGUGAACGAUGUCAUCUGCCACGGUAUCCCUAGCGAUUACAGACUAAAAGAAGGUGACAUCCUAAAUGUAGACAUCAGUCCCAGACUCAACGGCUGGUAUGGCGAUAGCAGUAGGAUGUUCACUGUUGGGGAAGUAUCUGAUACAGCCAAUAAGUUAAUCAGCACAACUGAGACAGCCUUGAUAGGUGCAAUACAAUGUGUUAGAGUCGGUGAUAAUCUUAGCGAGAUAGGUAAGGGCAUAGAAGCUGUAAUCUUCUCUAUCUCUAAUUUCAGUAUCGUAGAGGAUUAUGUAGGCCACGGUAUAGGUCGUAGCUUCCAUGAAGAUCCUGCUGUAUUCCACUACAAUAGGCCUACUGGCGUUAAGUUCCAGAAGGGUAUGGUCUUCACCAUAGAGCCUAUGAUCAAUGAGGGUACAAAAGAGUGGAUCAUGCUCGAUGACGGUUGGACAGUCAAGACCAAGGACGGGUUGCUAUCUGCUCAAAUGGAGCACACUAUAGCUAUCAACAGUAAAGGCGAUGUGGAGGUAAUAUCACUACCAUGA